AUGAUAUCUUCGUCAUCUUACUGUUCAGGUGAAGAUGGGCUAGACACAGAUGUACCUACUGAAUUAGAGGCUCAGCUGUUCACAACACCGGCGAGGAAAUUCGUCUGGUUGGUAUUCCAGCCGUUAUUUUAUGCGUUUCGUCCCUUGAUCAUCUAUAAGAAAGCACCCACUGAUCUAGAGAUUAUUAAUGCCAUAAUCCAGGUGAACUGA
This is a messenger RNA of Cylicostephanus goldi, 210 nucleotides long. The record is from the annotation of a GenBank genome assembly. NCBI's taxonomy places the organism in Eukaryota, Metazoa, Nematoda, Chromadorea, Rhabditida, Strongylidae.